GUACAACUUCACCUGAAAAUGCACUCUCGGAUCACCUCUGUGAAACAGAACAGAUAAAUGCAAAGAGGAAAGAUACAACCAGUGACCAAAACGAUGCACUAGAAAGCCAACAAGCAAAUGAACAAUGUGCCCAAGAGUCUGAACCAGCAGAGUCCUGUGAACAAGUACCUAUCCAAUCAAAUAAUGGUGAUGCAAGAAAGGAGACACCCAGCCCAUUGCCUUAUGAGGAAGAAAGUCCAGAAGCAAAGCUACCCGACCAUGGAUUUCAAAUCAAUUCCUGUUCUGUCCUUCUGGUGGAUAUAAAGAAGGAAAAGCCAUUUUUUAACCCCGAAGUUGAAUGGCAAACCCAAGCAAGGACUGACUGUAACCAGGCGCCUGAUGUAAUAGUGAUCAGCAGUGAGGACUCCGCAGAAUCCAGUGAUGGAGACGAGUCCCCAGAACCCUCCACAUCAGCACUGAGAAAGGCAUCUGUGACCCAUAACCUUGACUUUUUAGAAUCAAGUGAGGGAGGAGGGGCCAGAGAAGCCACCUGGAUCAGCAGUGGUGACACUUCAGAAUUGAGUAACGAAGAUGAGCCUCAGGAAACGUCUAGCUCAGUCCUAAGAAAUGGGUCAGGAAAAGAGCUCCAAGGACUUGAGAAAUGUUCCCGUGUCAUGUGUUUUUCAAAAAGUGUGUCUAGAAGCCAAGAAGCAAGGACUGAAAGUAGCCAAGUUGACAUGAUGGAUACCACGGAUACUGGAAGCAAUUCUACUUUGGGAAAACACAGUGAGAAAAGAAGGAGAAAAACAGUCAACACUGAGCCUUUGAAAAGAGGCAGAAAAAGAGGUCCAAGAAUUCCCAGAGAAACAAAUAUGGAUUUUCAGCUUCCUGAACUUCCUGUGACUUGUGGUGAGGCGAAGGGGAUUUUAUACAAGGAGAAAAUGGAAAAAGGCGCCUCGGAGAAGUGUAUACAGAAUGCAUAUGGAAAGUGGUUCACCCUCAGGGAAUUUGAAAUUGAAGGAAACCAUGAAGCAUCCAAGAACUGGAAGCUGAGUGUGCGCUGUGGGGGAUGGCCCCUGAAAACCUUGAUUCAGCCAGAAAACUCAAAUGAAUGCGAGGUAUGCCGUAGAAAGACCGCGCUGUUCUCCUGUAAUACUUGUUCAAGGUUCUUUCAUCAGAAAUGCCACAUCCCACCUAAAGGUACUGACAGGAACCCAUGGAGCUGCAUCUUCUGCAAGAUAAAGGUUCUUCAGGAAAGGUGCCCAGAAAGCCAACCAUGUCAUCAGGAAUCUGAGGUCCUGAAGAGGCUGAUGCUGCCUAAAGAGAAGUUGAAGUGUGAGUUCCUCCUCUUAAAGGUCUAUUGCUCUCCAAAAAGCUCUUUUUUUGCCUCAGAACCAUAUUAUAAUACAAAGACAUCUCAAGGCCUGGAGAAGCCCAUGCAGUUAAACAAAAUCAAGAAAAAUCUGACGAUGAACAUAUAUCACCGAGUACAGGAGUUUGUGCGGGACAUGCGUCUCAUCUUCCAGAACUACAGGGCGUUUUGCAAGAACAAGAAAUUCAUCAAUCUGGGACUUCAACUAGAAGCCGAAUUUGAGAGUGAUUUCAAAAACGUUUUUGGCAUCCAGGAAAUAAGUACAAACAGCAAUCGGUUUGAGCCGAUCUUUUAUAAUGUAGCCCGUUUCUAG
Lipotes vexillifer (Yangtze River dolphin) is the source of this 1664-nucleotide messenger RNA. RefSeq names its product SP100 nuclear antigen (gene SP100). Gene Ontology annotation, molecular function: protein binding; DNA-binding transcription factor activity, RNA polymerase II-specific; DNA binding. Lineage: Eukaryota; Metazoa; Chordata; Mammalia; Artiodactyla; Lipotidae. Gene Ontology annotation, cellular component: nucleus. Gene Ontology annotation, biological process: regulation of transcription by RNA polymerase II. The record is from RefSeq and is a predicted model, not a curated record.